UCAACGAAACGUCUGCCAAGUGGCAAGUCUAAAUAAUUGACCCCACCGUGCGGCUCCGUGCAAACAAUUUACAUCGGCCACACGUAAAUAACGACCUCUCCUCUUCCUUCUUAUUGUGAUUACCGUGUAAAACGCGUGGCCGCCACGCGAAUUGCUCUACGUGGCAUAAACAGUAAAUACACCGUGAACGUCUCCGAAAAAGUACCAGGAAUCGUUUGGACAAUUUAUUUAACCUGAUACGGGAUAAUUAACAGUGCAUUUGGGGACUUCGGUACCUUAGUGUUCGGUGUAUCUGGAAGUGCGUCGUUUAGAAUGUUCGCCGUGUGACGAAUAAUAGGACCCUAUGGAUCAGACAGUGAUCGUGCCGUCGACUCCCCGGGGAACCGUGGACAGUACGAGGAUCAUGAAGAACGAGUCGGACGCGAGUUUGCACCUGCCUGACCAGACUUCCGUCGCCCACGCCAACUCCGCGUCCGUGGUUCCACGAACCGGCCUGUCCAUGUCCAGCAAUUCGAACCAGGAUCAAAGUUUGGACCCGUUGAUGUGCAACCCGUCCAGCACGGAGCUGCCCAGGAAGCCCGGAGCUCGUCGUCAGGAGAAACCACCGUACUCGUACAUAGCUCUGAUAGUGAUGGCGAUUCAGUCGAGUCCCGGCAAGAGGUUGACCCUUUCGGAAAUCUACUCGUUCCUGCAGCAGCACUUCCCGUUCUUCCGCGGGGCUUAUCAAGGCUGGAAGAACUCUGUGAGACACAAUCUGAGCCUGAACGAGUGCUUCAUUAAGCUGCCCAAGGGGCUGGGGAGACCGGGUAAGGGGCACUACUGGACGAUCGACCCGUCGACGGAGUACAUGUUCGAGGAGGGCAGCUUCCGUCGACGGCCCAGAGGCUUCCGUCGCAAGUGUCAGGCCCUGAAGCCUCAGUACCCUCAGUACUUCUCAGGAAGCGGUCCUGUAGGUGUCCAGGCACCUGGCUACGAAAAUCUGACACCAGGUAGCAUGGAGUACCCGAACGGGUACCAGAACCAGUACCAGAAUUACCAGGAGUACGCCAUGUACGCACCCGGAGCGGCGGUGUCCGCCGAUUGGGCCUACCCCGAAGCCACCUACAAGACCCCACCCAUAGCGGAAGUCACCUACAAGACGACGGAAGUGACAUACAAAACCGGGGAGCCGUCGGUGUACAGGAACGGGGAAAUCGUGGCGUUCAAGAGCGAGCCAGGAUACGCGUCCAGGAGUCAGGACCAGCUAGCAUACAGGGCUACCGAGGGGUUCUCCGUGAAGGAUCAUCAGCAGCAUCAUCCCGAGACGGUUUACAAGGAAAACGACACCAUGAUGUCGUACAAGUGUCCCUCUAAUCCUGCGCCGACUACACAGGCUCCGGGACAGGAUUACUAUGUGGGAUAUGGGCUUGCCGGGGUCAAUAAUGCCGGGAGCAAUGUCAAUGUACCCAUGCAGGGAAUUCCGGAACAGACUGGGAAUACUAGUCCUGGGGGAAACGUCAGUUCACCGCAUAGCGGCUGUCAGACACCUGUGACGGACAACGGGAUAAAGAUGCAGUGUUCGAAUUCGAAUUCCAACAGUUCCGGGGGUGGAUUGAUUGAUAGGAAACCAUCCUACUUUGGUCAUCCAGCUGGAUCGGUCACCUUGAGCUCGUUAAGCUCUCUAAGCUCGCUCAACUUGAGCAACAUCGGUGGUUUGAGUAUAUCGAACAUACCCGGUACUGUUUCCUCGAACAUUCAUCACACGACCACGACGCCAUCGACGACGAUGUAUUACGACCAGAUCAAGUACAGUAUGUGAAACGUGCGACGAUCUGGAACAAAGUGUAACGUGUCAUUUGUUAACAUUGAUACAAGUGUUUAUCAGACUCGAGACGACUCUGUUAUCCGAGAGAAGAAACGUGAACGUGUAUGUACAAGUUGUAAAAAAGAACUAUACCGUGUG
Molecule: messenger RNA, 1942 nt
Organism: Megachile rotundata (alfalfa leafcutting bee)
Lineage: Eukaryota; Metazoa; Arthropoda; Insecta; Hymenoptera; Megachilidae
Biological process (GO): animal organ morphogenesis; regulation of transcription by RNA polymerase II
Cellular component (GO): nucleus
Molecular function (GO): RNA polymerase II cis-regulatory region sequence-specific DNA binding; DNA-binding transcription factor activity, RNA polymerase II-specific
Source: RefSeq, a predicted model, not a curated record